Molecule: messenger RNA, 3522 nt
Organism: Synchiropus splendidus (mandarinfish)
Lineage: Eukaryota; Metazoa; Chordata; Actinopteri; Syngnathiformes; Callionymidae
Product: paxillin-like
Exons: 10
Coding region: 234-1841 (535 amino acids)
Biological process (GO): substrate adhesion-dependent cell spreading; transforming growth factor beta receptor signaling pathway; endothelial cell migration
Source: RefSeq, a predicted model, not a curated record
CAGGCAUGGGGGGCUGGCUCGUGGACUGCCGGAGACUCCGGGGGGGCAGCUCGGAACGAGUGUUUGGGAGCGUGCGUGUAUGUGUGUGAGGAAGAGGAAGGGAACUUAGGAAGUUCACACCAUUCAGCGAGAAGAUUCCCGAGCCUUUGAUUCUGACGGUCCACGGUCGAGCUCCAGUCAGUCGCGAUUCACAGAGGAAGAGCUUUGCGGUUGUGGAGUGAUUUCCGGCCAACAUGGAUGAUUUAGAUGCUUUGUUGGCAGACCUUGAGUCCACAACUUCCCACAUCUCAAAGCGCCCGUUGUUUUUGUCUGAAGAGUCUCCCUACACUGUUCCAGUUGGGGAUCACACUCGGCAAGACGCACCGACCCCCUCUGAUCUGAACGGACAGGAGGAGACAGAAAAUAGUUGGUCCAGAGACAGCAACAGUCCCUCCCAACCACCUGGUGAAGAGGAUCACGUGUACAGUUUUCCUAAUAAGCAGAAGAACAGCGAGUCAUCUGAGGGCAUGAAUUUAUCUUUGGGUAGCAACCUGUCAGAGCUGGACCGACUCCUGUUGGAGCUCAAUGCUGUCCAGCAAAGCACACCAGCCUUCCCCACAGAAGGUUUGAACCUGUUGAACUACCAAUCCCUCCUGCUUCAAAAUGUUCCUGUCAAACUCAUGUACCAACCUUUUCUUUUCUUAGAGGAGGCCGCACCACCACUCCCAGCCACCAGCGUCAUCCACUCCAAUGGUGUGUCCGCAACAGUCGCUCCGCCUGUGCUGGAGAAGCCCAAGCGCAGCGCCACUCGGGGCGUAGAGGAUGUCCGACCGAGUGUGGAGAGCCUUCUGGAUGAGCUGGAGAGUUCGGUACCCUCCCCUGUUCCCGCACCUUUAGCAGUGUCAGACGGACAAGUGGGUGCACCAGAGGAGGCUCCGGCGCAUCUGCAGGCCAGAAUGUCUGCCUCUUCAGCCACACGCGAGCUUGAUGAGCUGAUGGCUUCCUUGUCAGAUUUUAAAGUCCAAAGCAACAUCCAGUCACAGGGAAAGACCGCCCCCUCAGGUCCGCCCAAACCAGCCAACAAGCUGGACAACAUGCUGGGCAGCCUUCAGUCCGACCUGAACAGACUCGGGGUACAGACUGUGGCCAAAGGUGUCUGUGGUGCCUGCAAGAAACCGAUCGUGGGACAGGUGGUGACUGCGAUGGGCAGGACGUGGCACCCAGAACACUUUGUGUGCACCCACUGCCAGGAGGAGAUUGGCUCCAGGAACUUCUUCGAGCGUGAGGGCCAGCCAUACUGCGAGAAAGACUAUCACAAUCUCUUCUCACCACGGUGUCACUACUGCAAUGGACCCAUACUGGACAAAGUAGUGACGGCGCUGGACAAAACAUGGCAUCCUGAGCACUUCUUCUGUGCACAGUGCGGAGCGUUCUUCGGACCAGAAGGGUUCCACGAGAAGGACGGGAAAGCGUUCUGCAGGAAGGAUUAUUUUGACAUGUUUGCGCCUAAAUGUGGGGGUUGCACCCGAGCCAUUUUGGAGAACUACAUCUCUGCUCUCAACUCUCUGUGGCACCCCGAAUGCUUUGUCUGCAGGGAGUGCUUCACACCGUUUGUGAACGGCAGCUUCUUUGACCACGAGGGUCAGCCGUACUGCGAGUCUCACUACCACGAGCGCCGCGGCUCCCUCUGCUCCGGCUGCCAGAAGGCCAUCACCGGUCGCUGCAUCACAGCCAUGGGCCGGAAGUUUCACCCGGAACACUUUGUGUGCGCCUUCUGCCUGAAGCAGCUCAACAAGGGCACCUUCAAGGAGCAGAACGAGAAGCCUUACUGCCACGGCUGCUUCAUCAAGCUCUUCAGCUAGAAUCUGUUUACUGGUUCAUAGGCACAUGUGGGUUCAGUCUGGCAGCACAUUUAUCACAGGCUGACUGGCUUUGAAUUAAGACGCCGGUGGGGCAGUCGGCCCUCCAGCCAGACCUUUCAGGUUUGGUUCUCAUUUCUGAUCGAGAUGUUUUUAACGGAGCCCAAAGAGAUUUUUCCUCUAGAGUAUCACUCAUGCGUGAACAGUUCUGUGUGUCUGUAGCAAAGGUUUUGCAUGUGUCACAGCUCUGAUUUUGGUUUUAGACUGUUUUUGCAUGGAGCUCAAUUAUGGCAUUUACAUUGGCUCUGCUUGUUUCCUUAAGAAAUAGUAUUUUUUCCAAGUGAAAGUGCCAAUUUAGAUGAACAGGUGCGCAGAGAUGCUUGCUCUCCUAAAACUUCUGGGUAAACACAGAUCUCUUGAUGAGACUUUUGAAAUGUUUAGUAUUGUUUUUAUUUUUCUACUGUCAGGUUAUUACUGUGCUUUUCCAACAUUUCUACCAUCUCUUCUCUCUUUUAGUCGAAAGUAGAUACCAGAAAAUGACUGGAAAUGUAUUUAAAUGAACAAAGAAUAUGGUGCAAUUUUAUGGCGGAAUGUUCAGGUUAACUGGUGAUUGGACUACAUACGUGGCACUCAUUUAUGAUGAGGUUCUAUGCAGGUUUAUUCUCCUUGGUCACAUGGUCUGCCCCGAGUGCAUCGACCCGGAAAUAUAUUUCUGAAAUUCAACUUGCCUGCUUUUAUUGAUAGAUAGCGAUGCACAGCCAGGUUUAUCAUGAACAAGAGUUCCUAGUUCCUUGGUUGUGAAUUGCAAACAGCUUUAUUUUCAGGGUAGUUGACUCUGACUCACUCCUGUUGCCACUCCGAAUCAAAGUUUAUACACAGGGUGUGCUAGAGUUUGUGUGACAGAACUGUGUUCCGUCAAAUGUUUUUUAAGAAAUCUAUAUUUUUGAACUGCUCGGGUUCACAUUGAUAUGCAAAGAGCUGGCUCUAUUGGCAACACAAGCUAAUGAUGGAUCAGUCAAUCGCCAGUUCUGGGAUCAAACCUCGGUCUCCAUUUUUUAAUAAGUGACAAAACAAUUGUUCACAAUGUUUGCUGAUUAAAAAAAAAAAACAUUGUUCUUGUGCCAAAUAUGUUGAUGCAAUAAUGUCAGCUACACUGGAAGCUCUCUGGUGAUUUCCUGUGGCAGUGAUCUCCAAAUGAAUUGCCUUUAUACACUGUAUCCGAUGAUAUGUUGAGUAGCCAGUUCAUUGGGAUAGUUUGGGAUAAUCUUGCCUAAAAAAUAUCUAGCAAUGACUUUGUUCUUAUGCCAGUUUGUCACAGAAAGUGUCAAGGUUUUAAAAAUUGCCUGCUAGCUUUAACAAGACAGGUUUACUUUGCUUGGAAUAUUCUGUGGUAUUCGCAAUUUUUUUCUCCCAUAUAAAUGUUUCUUUUGUUUCGGGCUCUUUACAGGUGGCAUAAAAUAUUUAGGUCAUAAGCGACCAAUGACUGAAAUAAAGUUAAGUUUCUCGUUUCCGGAUUUGUUUUUUAUUUGGUUGUCCUCACCUGGUGCAUUCAUGGUUGUUUAACUGACAUUUAGCUUGAUAAUAACAAAGAUGCAAUAUAAGGAACAAGUGGAUAUAUAAUCAAUGAAUUGAUAUUAAAUUGUACACCUUUUUGAUCCCUGGAUUACGAACUAAACAUGUUAAA